Molecule: messenger RNA, 360 nt
Organism: Fomitopsis serialis
Lineage: Eukaryota; Fungi; Basidiomycota; Agaricomycetes; Polyporales; Fomitopsidaceae
Exons: 3
Coding region: 1-360 (119 amino acids)
Source: RefSeq, a predicted model, not a curated record
AUGUAUGAACCACCGUCGCUCUCCCUGGGCUUUCCGCUCCCCCCGGGCACCUGGCCGCCGCAGUUCGACGCGUCCAUCCCCGAGAAAUGCCAUGCACCGUUCUCCACGCAGUGGAUCACGUCGUACUUUGACCACGGGAACCUCUCGACGCGCGACACGGACGUCCUUCACAUCGUCUCCUCCGUGUCACACCGUCCGUCGAUCUACACCAUGUCCGAUGAACGCAGCGGAGGUUUCGUGCAGUGCAAGAUGAUUCCGGGCAUGAGUAACCUCAUGCACACGUCGGACAUCAACCCGCGCACAAAGCACCGCAGAGACCCUGAGAAGGCCGCUCAGGCAUAUUUUGAAGCACUGGCGUAG